CAGACUACAUGCAGUGUGCUGAGGACCACCAGACAGUACUUGUGGUGGUCCAGCCGGUUGGCAUCGUUCCCGAGGACCAGUUCUUCAAGAUCUACAAGCGCAUUGCCAGCGUGAGCCAGGUGAUCAUCAGGGAAUCCCAGCGCCUCCUCAUCCGCUACCGCCACCACUACCUGCCUGAAAACAACGAGUGGGGUGACUUCCAGACACACCGCAAAGUGGUGGGCCUCAUCUCCAUCACCACAUGCGCCACGUCCAAGGAGUGGCCCCAGACGGCCGAGCGCUUCCACGGCCAGAAGGAGGUGUACAGCGCCACGCUGUACGACUCACGGUUACUGGUAUUUGGGCUGAGUGGGGAAAUUACCGAGCAGCAGCGCACGGACGUGGCCUUCUAUCCCAGCUUUGAAGAGUGCUCUGAUGUGGAGAAGAGAGUGGAGGACUUUGUGGAGUCCAUAUAUAUUGUCCUGGAGUCCAAGCGGCUUGACCGCGCUACAGAUAAAUCCGGUGACAAGAUCCCCCUGCUCUGCGUGCCCUUUGAGAAGAAGGACUUUGUGGGUUUAGACACGGACAGCAGGCAUUAUAAGAAACGAUGCCAGGGACGGAUGAGGAAGCACGUUGGGGACUUGUGUCUCCAGGCAGGCAUGCUGCAGGACGCGCUGGUCCACUACCACAUGGCUGUGGAGCUGCUCAGGGGAGUUAAUGACUUCCUCUGGCUAGGUGCUGCACUGGAGGGUUUAUGCUCAGCCUCUGUCAUAUUCCACUACCCUGGAGGCACAGCGGGGAAGAUGAUGGGGCGCAAACAGAGUAUCUCCCAGCCACUAGAUGCAGGGAAACGUCACAGAGCAGGGGCUCAGGAGGUUCUCAUUGAUCCAGGAGCCCUCACAACCAACGGCAUUAGUGCGGACACCAGCACUGAGAUUGGACGAGCAAAGAACUGCCUGAGUCCUGAGGACAUUAUUGAGAAGUACAAAGAGGCCAUCUCCUACUAUGGAAAGUACAAGAACGCAGGUGUCAUCGAGCUGGAGGCCUGUGUGAAAGCAGUCAGGGUGCUGGCUAUUCAGAAGAGGGCCAGAGAGGCUUCCGAUUUCCUGCAGAAUGCCGUUUACAUCAACCUGGGACAGCUGUCGGAGGAAGAGAAGAUCCAGCGCUACAGUAUCCUGUCUGAGCUCUAUGAAUUGAUUGGAUUCCAUCGAAAAUCAGCUUUUUUCAAGCGUGUCGCUGCAAUGCAGUGUGUAGCUCCCACCAUCCCAGAGCCUGGCUGGAGGGCCUGCUACAAGCUGCUGUUGGAGACAUUGCCUGGGUACAGCCUGUCACUUGAUCCUAAAGACUUCAGCAAAGGUACCCACAGAGGCUGGGCUGCUGUACAGAUGCGCCUCCUGCAUGAACUGGUUUACGCCUCCCGUCGCAUGGGCAACCCGGCCCUGUCUGUGCGCCACCUGUCCUUCCUGCUGCAGACCAUGCUGGAUUUCCUGUCUGAUCAAGAAAAGAAAGAAGUCACCCAGAGUCUGGAGAACUACACCUCCAAGUGUCCUGGUGGAAUGGAGAUUAUCACCCUUCCCGAUGGCUUGAAGCUACCUCCAGUGCCCUUCACAAAGCUCCCUAUUGUUCGAUCUGUGAAGCUCCUUAAUCUGCCCGUCAGUCUGCGGCCCCAUAAAGUGAAAGGCCUGCUGGGACAGAAUAUAUCCAAUGCUAGCCCUUUCAUCUACUCACCAAUUAUCAUGCACAACAGAGGAGAGGAGCGUUGUAAGAAAAUAGAUUUCCAGUGGGUUCAAGGGGAUGUUUGUGAAGUGCAGCUCAUGGUCUACAACCCAAUGCCUUAUGAACUGCGUGUAGAAAACAUGGGUUUGCUGACCUCUGGAGUAGAAUUUGAAUCUCUGCCUGCAGCGCUGUCUCUGCCUGCGGAGUCUGGCCUGUACCCCGUUACUCUGGUUGGCGUCCCACGUACAGCCGGGAACAUUACUGUCAACGGUUACCACACAUCGGUGUUUGGUGUAACCAGCGAUUGCCUGCUGGAUGGCCUGCCUGGUGUGAAGACUAGUGGCUGUUUAGUGGAGGUCAUUCCCGCUCUUCCUCGCCUCCAGCUCCAGACAUCACUGCCACGGUCAGCCUACACACCUCACCCCAUGUCCAAAGAAGAGCUGUCUACCUCCGUGUCUGUCCAGCUGUUCAACGGAGAGACGCAGCAGUUGACCAUCACCUUAGAGAACAUUGGAUCUGAGGACAUAGAGACUUUAGAGCUCACCUCUAAGAUUGUCAGCACCAAAGAAAAAGUGUUUGGGGAAUUUCUGAGCUGGGAGUUGGAUGAGGCAUUGUCUCACCUGCCUCUAAAGCCGGGCCAGUCUGUGACACUGACUGUCAACAUCAAAGUCAAGCUCGACUUCUCCGGCCAGGAAAACCUGCUGCAGGACCUCAACGAUGAUGGAAUCAGUGUGACGGGGUUACCAAUCUCCAGUCCCCUCCGCCAAGUCCUCAAACCCAGGGCUGAAACCAAGCCCGUCGGCAGCGAGUCCAGCAAGGCUGAGUACAGCCACAUUAAGACUUUGGAGGCAGUGCUGAACUUCAAGUACUCUGGGGGAGCAGGCAAAGUGGAGAGCUACUACAGGGAGUUGUCUUUGGGUGUCCAUGUUGAUGUGGAACCUUCAGUGUUUUUUACCCGAGUCAGCACCCUCCCUGCUACCAGCACUCGCCAUUGUCAUCUACUGCUCGACAUCUUCAACCCAACUGAGCACGAACUCACUGUCAGGGCCAAGAACAAUCAGGACCUGGUUCUCCAUGCCAGCGAAUGCCAGAGGAUGGCCAUCCAGGUGGACAAGUUUGACUUUGAGAGUCUGCCACAGCCGGACCAAGAAAGCGUUCGCUUCAGUAACCCCAAACAGCUGGAGGAGGAGCGACAGCACGCCCAAGGCUGUCAGAUCAACAGCAAGCUGGGCAUCUGUUGGAGCAUUCCAUCUCUGCGCCGCUGUGGAGAAGCCAGCGUUGAGGGAGUCCUCAAUCAGCUGGUCCUGGAGCACCUGCAGCUUGCUCCUUUGCAGUGGGAUGUGUUGGUGAAUAAGAAACCAUGUGACUGCGAUGUCAUCGCCGACUGUAAAGUGGGGGAUGCUGUGAGCCUGGAAGUAAAACUGACCAAUCGCAGCAAGAAUUCAGUGGGGCCCCUGGCUCUGAACGUGGUGCCAUAUCAGGAUUAUCAGAAUGGAGUCCAGAACUACGAUCUGGAGGACGGAGUCACCUUCAUCGGCUCCAACACCUUCUACAUUGAUACGGUUAAACCCAACGAAAGUACUGUAUGUGAGGGUGCCCUGCUUUUCCUUUACACCGGGGAUUUCUACCUUAAUAUCAAAUUCCAGGACGACAGCGCUGGACGAGAGCUUCCUUUGGCCUGGUUCACUCUGCCCAGCGUCCACAUCAGAGCCCUUGACACUCCACCACAGGCCGGGGCCUAAGGACUUCAAGGUCAUAGACCUGACCAAGAGAUCGGGCGUUUUGUUGCUGUUAUAUGUAAAUACAGUAGCAUUAUAAUGAAUUGACAUAUGAAUAUCAUUUUGGUAAAUGUUUCUGCAUUUGUAUAGUUAACACAACAUGUGUGCUUGGGGUGAAUAAAAACAAAACACACAAUCUGACCUGCAAAUUUGCGCGGGGUAAUGUCAGGUAAAAUCCUAUUCUCCAUCCUUUCUGAGUGCAGAGUCACCGACUUUCACAACAACAAAGGCAGACAAAGUAAAUCGGCUCAUGUUUCCUGGUUAAGACAACACAGCAAGUCACACUGUUAACCAGCAGCAACACAUGCUAACAAUGUUGAUCACUGAGGAAGCAAGCUAGCUAACCUCAAAUACAGGAAGUCAUCUUAUUAGCUGUGCAGCAGCAUCUGAUUUUAUGUAGCCCUGAUUUGUCAGACUGUGGAUUGCUCUGUAAUACACAUACUGUGGUGUUGGUUGUCAGUUGUACGGUAAGAGGGAGUAAGUGUGCUCAUGUUUUCAUAUUGUCCGAAAAAUCAAGCUGGUUUGUUAAGUGGGUGCAUGCGAACCAAAGUUAGCCUGCUUUUUUAGCCCAUGGGGGUCAACUGGGGGAUAUUUGGACCAACACUUCCUGUUCUGUACCAGCCUCAAUUUUAACAAAGGCUGAUGCAUUAAAGAAGGCUGAUAAAAUAUAAUAUGAAAACCUGAGCACACUUAUAUCUGAGCAUUGCCAGCGGUUUCAAGAUCCACUGUUUACUUGCACACAGCCACAGUCUGCUCACAAAGCCUGCUGUUCCUGGCCUGCACAUUCAGCAUAUUCAUAGGAGACAUGGCUGCUAUAUGAGAAGAAGGUGACCUUGAACAAAAGUUUAACUUGAGAAUGGUUUUGAUUUUCUCACCUCAUAAACUGGCUGGUUAGAAGCAGCCUGCUGGAUAAGCCACAGGAAGGUAGCGCAAGACUCAACAAGGACGUGCAAAACAAUGCUAGUGCUUUCUUUAGUUAUUAUUACUACAGUGCCAAAUUCUGGGUUUAGCCAAGAGUGAACACUGAAACUGUUUCCACUGCUGUAUGGACUUACCUCAGCCUGUAUCAGUACACUGAAUUAUGGAUUUGAGUCUCUUAGAUUAGGCCCAUUGUGUGUGACUUAUGAUAGCUGUAAAUAAAUGUUAAAAGAAGACGACUAUUGUUCAUUUGGGCAUCAUUUUCAUUUGUCUAUCCAAGCCGUUAAAUAUUUGUGCUGAUCUUCAUUUAUCGUGCCCACUGAGGUGACCUUUACUAUAACAGCUUCUUGUGGAUGCUCAAUUCUGACAUUUACAUUCUUCAAAAUCCAUAAACUGCAAUUAGAGAGAGAAAUAUUAGAGAGUAAUAAUCAUUUUUAAUGUUGAAUUAAUGCUGGAACAAGCAGCCAAACACCGUGUUGUUGACCAGUGAUAGCUUGCAGGAUGUUUGCGCACUUUGAGUUAUACACAGCAUAUUUAUAGCCUGUGACUGAGUAGCAGCUACACUGACACUCACCACAGUGUACAUUUCUGUGUUUUAAUGCUCAUUGAUGCACUGGGAGUUACCCAGAGCACUGCUAAUAGAGUCCAUUUGAAAACUGUUUUCCAGUAACAGUUGAAUUUCUGCAACCUGUCAGGUUACUACAGGUCCCAGCGGAGUCUGAAAAGAAGGCUAAUAACAAGCUCUCCCACCACCUGACACUGAAACUGUACACCAUGAAAGAGUCUGUAUUCAUAUAAAGUUGUAGACUGUAAAGAUGCAGGUUUUGUAGGUGUGUUUUAAUGGACUUCUUUUUAUUUUAGUGCUGUGAUGUUUUCUCCUGCAUACAAUGCAAACAGUUACAAACUCAUGCUCCCUGUACUGAUGAGUUUA
Molecule: messenger RNA, 5322 nt
Organism: Oreochromis niloticus (Nile tilapia)
Lineage: Eukaryota; Metazoa; Chordata; Actinopteri; Cichliformes; Cichlidae
Gene: trappc9
Product: trafficking protein particle complex subunit 9
Exons: 22
Coding region: 9-3437 (1142 amino acids)
Cellular component (GO): trans-Golgi network
Source: RefSeq, a predicted model, not a curated record